AUGGCCCCUGCACGAAUUUCCCACGACCCUGUUCUUCGCCGUGAGCCGGCAGCUUCAAGUCGUGACCUCCAAGUCCGCAACCUGGAAGCAGAUCUUUGUGUUUGCGGUGGCGGCUUCGCUGGUACCAUCGCUGCAAUCGCCGCGGCAAGGAACAAUGUCAAAGUCAUUUUGAUCCAAGAUCGUCCCGUCCUUGGAGGCAACGCAUCCAGCGAAGUUCGGCUUUGGAUUCUCGGAGCGACUUCGCACAUGUUCAACAACAACCGCUAUGCCAGGGAAGGGGGUCUUGUCGAUGAGAUACUCUUGGAGAAUUUAUAUCGGAAUCCCGAGGGCAAUCCUCUGAUUCUGGACACCAUUCUCUUAGAAAAGGUCAAGCUUGAGCCCAAUAUCAAGCUAUUUCUGAACACCGCCUUGGUUGGGUGCGAGAAGAACGGUGAUACAAUCGGCUCUGUCAGCGCGUUCAGUUCUCAAACGUCGCUCAGGUUCAAUAUCCGAGCUGAUCAGUUCAUCGACUGUACAGGCGACGGCACACUCUCUUUCUUGGCCGGUGCUCCGUUCAGAAUUGGUGCUGAGAAACGUGACGAGUUUGGAGAACUCUUUGCACCGUCUUCAGAGUAUGGGCACCUCUUAGGUCACUCCAUUUACUUUUACACCAAAGAUGUCGGAAAGCCUGUCAGGUUUGUCGCUCCAUCUUAUGCUCUCAAGGAUGUUGAGGCAGAAAUCCCACGCUUCAAAAGUUUCAGUACCAAGGAAAUGGGCUGCAACCUUUGGUGGAUCGAAUAUGGUGGUAGACUCGAUACCAUUCACGAUACUGAGGAGAUCAAAUGGGAGCUAUGGAAGGUUGUUUACGGUGUCUGGGACUAUUUCAAGAACUCUGGACGCUUCCCGGAAGCGGAAAACUUGACACUUGAGUGGGUGGGCACGAUCCCGGGCAAGAGAGAAAGCAGAAGAUUUGUGGGUCCCACCAUGAUGGUUCAGCAGGAUAUCGUAGAGCAGAGGUUCCAUUCUGACGCUGUCUCUUUUGGUGGUUGGUCACUCGACUUACACCCUGCGGACGGUGUCUUCUCUGAAGUUGAUGGCUGUACUCAGUGGCACUCCAAAGGUGUCUACCAGAUACCCUUUUCCUCCAUGGUUUGUACCGAGAUACCAAAUCUUAUGUACGGAGGUCGUAUCAUCUCGGCAUCUCACGUUGCUUUCGCAUCCACAAGAGUCAUGGCGACGUGUGGAGCCAAUGCCAACGCUUUGGGAGUUGCAGCCUCGUUGUGCAAGGAGAAAUCCAUCGAUCCUCUUCAACUACUCCAGAAGGCCGAAAUGAAGAACUUCCAACUUGAGCUCAUGCGCUCUGGGCAAUUCAUUCCAGGGUAUAAGCUUCAAGACACGAAAGAUCUUGUCCGUUCAGCUUCAAAGAUCGACGGCUCGCCUACUUUUGAACUCUCGCAGCUCCCAGCUGAUGGGCCGCCCAAGGUCUUAGUCAGAAGUCUUGCACAGAUGCUACCUAUCUCGCAAGGACCGGUCCCCAAGUUCUCCAUUACCGCCGUAUCAGUUGAAGCUACCAAGCUGAUCGUUCAGCUUCGAGGUUCUAAGAAGCCUUACAAUUAUACGCCAGAGGUUAUCUUGGCCGAGAAAGCGUUCUCGCUCGACCCAGGUGCAAACGAUCUUGUCAUUGACUUCGGGAUCGAGAAUCCUCAGACUCAAUAUGUCUUCCUUGCCUUUAUCCAGAACGAUGCUGUUGCACUCUGUACAAGCAAGACCCGUGUUUCAGCCCUCAUGACGGUCGAGCAUGAGUGCACACAGAGUCCGCCUACUAACGUUGGCGUCGAUGAAUUCGAGCGAUGGACACCUGUUAGAAGGCCGAUGGGUCAUAACCUUGCCUUGAGUAUAGAACCACCCCUCAAGGCAUGGGGCGUUGAGAACAUUCGCAAUGGCGUUCCCCGUCCCACCAAGAGGACGAAUUGCUGGGUUCCCUGCUCAAACACGGCUGGUAGAAAGAUUCUGAACGUCUCUUGGCCUAGCCCAGUCGAAGUCAGCAGAGUAGUUAUUUGCUUCGACACAGACUACGAUCACGCCCUCGAGUCUGUCUUGAGAGGUCAUCCAGAGAGGGCUAUUCCAUUUUGCGUAAAGAAAUGGCGCCUACUGGACCUUUCUCAAGGGGAAGAACAACUAUACAUUGAAGAUGAGAACCACAUGUCGCGAUGUGAAGUGGUCCUUGACUCGCCCAGAAAAUUGACAGACCUUGGAGUGGAGAUACUCGAGCUGAAUGGAGGCGAGAACGUUCUUGGUGGGGUAUUUGAGACUCUGCGACUGUCCUUUAAAUCGAUCGUGCCACCAUUGAGAUGGUUUACCAUCUAUCAAUCCAUCACCUUCUUCUCCAUUAGUUAUAAAGAUUCGUACCAUACUCCAAUCUCUUGGGCGCAAGAGUUGAUGGGUCAGCAAAUAUUCGACAGCGCCAAAAUCAUUAGCCCGAAUACUGCACAUCAGAACUGGCUUCUUCUCCCCGUCCUCGGGGCUGCUCUUACGGUUCAUUUCCAACGCCAUAGCAAUGAAUGGCGCGAUUCCAGUCCCUCCAGCGACACAGAUCAGCCUUUGUGCACUGUCAAGUAUGGCAGGUGGAAAUCCACCACCAGCUUGGACAAUUAUCCCAACCAAGAGAUUGCGUGGACGUGGAAGUCCAAGCAGACCCGUGACACGUCCAUUCCGAGCCAUAAGGGAAAUGGUCUCGAUCACGCCAUCAUCGGCGUAUCCAAUAUGGUAUGGAGUAAAGGAAAGACGUCUGUCCUCUUCCGACAGGUUUUGAGGUCCCGACACAGGAUCAAGAUCUCGAGGGAAUUGGAUGGUCAAGUGUUGACCAGGCCGGAAGCUCCGAUUGAAGUUUUGAUUGGCUUGGACAGCAAAGUUGUGGACGCAGCACAGCCCAAGAUGAGUGCUUGGCUGUUCUUCAGCAUCGUCGUCAUCUCCAUGGGAUCAAUCUUUUGGGGUUAUGACAUCGGCAUCCUGAGUACUAUCUAUGUAUCCCCUGGCUUCAACAAAGCUCUCGACAACCCAUCCUCGAGCGACAAGGGCCUCAUCACUUCCAUCUUCUACGCAGGUCAGUUUGUUGGCUUCGCAUUCUUUGCAGGUCCCUUGAACAAUCGCUAUGGUCGCCGUUGGGCAGGCUUUGGAGGCGUGUGUCUCCUCUGUGUAGGUGCUGCCAUACAGACCGGCUCAGUCCACCUUGCUAUGAUGGUGAUUGGGCGAAUAGUCGCAGGUCUUGGUACAGGUGUGGUAUCUACGUCUGUCCCGCUCUACCUGAGUGAGAUUUCACCUGCCAAGAACCGAGGACUGUACGUUGCUGCAAACCAGGUUGGCAUUGUGUCCGGCAUAUCGAUCGCUUUCUGGGUUGGCUAUGGAUACUCCUUCUGGAACACUGGAAAUGGUAUCGAUCUGGAAUGGCGCCUAUCUAAUGCCAUGCAAUUCGUUCCCGCCGUUCUCUUCCUGUCAGGUGUUCCUUUUAUCCCUGAGAGUCCUCGAUGGCUAGUUGAAUCAGACCAGAUUGAAGCCGCUAGCCAAGCACUUUCCAAACUACGCGGCCUUUCCCCGAGCGAAGUCCAGCCCGAGCUUGACGAGAUUCGAGCCAAUAUUCUCUGGCACCAAGAGAACUCCAUCACGUCUGCGCGAGUUUUCAUCCAGCAGAAGCCACUAUGGUCGCGACUCUGGCGCGCGUGGUCGCUCGCAUUUCUUCAGCAAAUGAGUGGCGCUGCUGGCAUUAGAUACUACCUCCCCACAAACUUCAUUGCUGCUGGUACCUCGGAAGAGUUGAGUCUGCUUGCCUCUGGCAUCGACGGGACGGUCCAAGUGGCCUGCACUGUUGCUGCCAUGUUCUUCAUUGACAAGCUUGGUAGAAGGCACUCGCUUGGGGUGGGUGCCAUAAUCAUGGCAUUUUGUCUGAUGAUCAACGGCGCUUUGCAACUCGCCUAUCCCGGCCAGACAAACUCACACGCUAACUAUGUCAACAUCUUCUUCAUCUUCUUCUUUACGGUCGGAUACAGCAUGGGUUUCGGCCCCUGCGCAUGGAUCUACGCAUCUGAAAUCUUUCCGGCAAACUGUCGUUCCAAGGGUCUGGGCAUUUCGUCCUCUGGUGCAUCUCUAGGUUCCAUCAUCGUAGGACAAGUCUGGCCAGUUGCUGUAUCUCGCAUCGGCCCAAAGGUCUAUUUCAUCUUCAUGUCCUUCAACGUCUUUUCUGCGAUCCUUGUCUAUUCAUGCUACCCUGAGACAAAGAACAAGACCUUGGAAGAGCUCGAUUCGCAUUUUGGCUCGCUUAAUGUCCACUCGGAGGAAGUUGCUACGCCAAAACAGAUGCUUGGUGGGGAAGAAGAACGCGUCGAGGCACGCGCGAAGGGCGUUUGA
Fusarium coffeatum is the source of this 4380-nucleotide messenger RNA. RefSeq lists its product as uncharacterized. Lineage: Eukaryota; Fungi; Ascomycota; Sordariomycetes; Hypocreales; Nectriaceae. The record is from RefSeq and is a predicted model, not a curated record. Gene Ontology annotation, cellular component: membrane. Gene Ontology annotation, molecular function: carbohydrate:proton symporter activity. Gene Ontology annotation, biological process: transmembrane transport; carbohydrate transport. The transcript is spliced from 10 exons. The coding region runs from base 1 to 4380 and encodes 1459 amino acids.